AUGAAUUGCUCCGCCUUCGUCCGUCGACUGCAAAGUAGCAGCAGCAGCAGCAGCGGCAGUUCGAACAUCGCCGUCCGGUUUUGCUCCGGCUUGCCCAGCAAGAGCAUCCUCGCCCCGGCGGUCCCGCCUUGUCCCAGCUUUCGGAGAGAUCCAAUGCCAGCGGUAGCUCGGGGCCUCCCGUGUGCAGCUCGGGAGUUCUCGUCUCGUGCGGAGGCGAUAACGACAACCAGGCUGACGGUUGAGGGAGGAGCCAUGACCGUCCCGUUGCCCCUUCCAGGAUUGGCCGGGCUAACCGAUGUCAGUGUGUCAUUGGAUACGACGGUCCGGGAGUUCGUGAGUGAGCUCAUGGCCCGGGACAAGAGCCUUACAGGCGUAGACGUCGCGAACGCCGAUGGCAACAAGGUCGCGGCGUGCACUUCCAUGGCCGACAUCGCCACACGCGGCCUGCUCGUCUCUCUGGGGGGCAGAUCGCGUAUUCGUGUCUUGAGCAGCGGGGGCGGCGAUCACCAUGCCACGGAAGUACCCGAACCGGAGGUCUACACGCUCAUCCAGGCAGAGGUCGUCCAAGCCGGGCGAGUGACCCUAACAAGGGAUAGCUUGGACGAACUUUGCGCCAAGAUGUACCGGAAAGGUAACCCAGAGAAAGUGACGACGACACUCGAUCCGAUGCUCGCGGACGGUUGGCUAAACGCCUUGGUCGAAGACGGCUUGGUGUUCACCGCUGACAAGGGGCGAAUGGUCCUCUUGAACCCAUCCGGGCCCGGAGUGAGUGACGAGAUCGCACGCGCGCUGCGCAAGGACGACCAGUUAAUCGAUCUCAAGGUGUCCGCGCUUCGUCAACAGCUUAACGCGCUGUAUUCGGAGGAUGCGCGGCUGCAAGGGAUCAGGGAUAUUCUCAUUGCAAAGGCCCAGCGGCAGGUUACCCUCAAGAAGGGGGCUGUUCUCGCGUUCAUGACAGCGCAGUUCGGCACCUUAGCCUACUGCGUUUAUGAGGUGUACAGCUGGGACGUUAUGGAGCCGGCAACGUACUUCCUCAUGCUGUCCUACUCGGUCGGAUCAAGCCUGUACUUCAGUACAAAGAAUCGAGAGGCAUCGUUUGAAAAUUUGGAGGGCGUGGCUUUGAAGAGAUCUGAGGCCAAGCUCAAGUCCGCCCAUGGUUACUCGAGAACAUCCCACGACGAAGUCAAGGGGGAGAUCAAGCGGUACGAGGAAGCGGUAGAGCUCCUCAGCUCGCACCGAGACGCGCACCCUCCGACGGGGCCGGCGAUGACGGAGAACCCGGCACUCGGGUAG
Molecule: messenger RNA, 1293 nt
Organism: Ectocarpus siliculosus
Lineage: Eukaryota; Phaeophyceae; Ectocarpales; Ectocarpaceae
Source: the annotation of a GenBank genome assembly